AUGCCAAACGUUUAUCGCAACUUGAUAUAUCACAUCAUUAUCUCAUAUCUAUGCGUUAUGAUAUGUUCAGAAAAUAUUAAAGUUACUUUUAGUGGAAACAUGAAAAAUGGGAAGUGCUAUGAACCAUUCUUUCGAGAUGAUAUUGGUAAUAAAAUGAAUGAAUGGAAUUCACCUUUGUGGGCAAAAGUGACACAAAUUACAUAUGCAUCUCUGAGAUUACGUCUCCCAAAAAGAAAUGUCUGUACGGCAGCAUUUCAUCCAAAUGUUUACUACAGCAGUGUUGUAUCAUUUUCUGCUAAAGUCAAAGUGAAACUUCAUAAAAAUCUUCAAAUAAAUAUUCCUUUCAUGAUAAAACAGUUGAAUAAAAUUGUAAAGAAUCAAAAUGCAACAUCAUUAAAGAAACAUUAUGAGAGUGAGCAUAAUUAA
This is a messenger RNA of Schistosoma rodhaini, 426 nucleotides long. Lineage: Eukaryota; Metazoa; Platyhelminthes; Trematoda; Strigeidida; Schistosomatidae. The record is from the annotation of a GenBank genome assembly.